CGCUUCUCUGACGCACUAUCGGAGAUGAGCAUCCCAGUCCCGCAGGCUGUCAGGACAGACUCUCCCGACCUCCCUUUUUUUGGGAAUUGUGCAAUCAACCUUUUGACUUCAGCUCUGUUCGUCCGUUUUUGUCGCAUUACUGUCUUACCUCGAAUUAUUUUACAGUUUUUCCACACUGAAUCUGCGUUUGGCAGUGAUGCACACAUUUGCCUGGGAAUUUACUCCGGAGGAAAGAACUGUCUGCAAGAGUAAUUAAUUUCCAUUUACAUCCAUAGGGUUGUUUUUCUCCGUGUUUCGCGGGAUUUGUUUAGAACAUCUUGUGAUAAGUGCUUCAGAUUCAAGGUGAGGAGCUGUGUUAAAUUACAGGAAAUCGUUUAGAUGACGGACACGGAGAGGCUGUAAAUCUCCUUCUGCAACGCCACUCAGCCCUUGGAAUAUUCUUACGGAGGUGUUGGUACGAAACAGAAGUGUUGUCUCAGUUUGCUUAUACUGCAGGGUCACUGCUGCGCCUGUUCUGCUUUCAAUUCAAAAUUUUCAUUCAGAGGUGGGCAUCUGAGCAUCCCGAAUUUGCGAUGCCCGGGCAGUGAAGUCCACGGUGGGAUUUUAUUCUGGUCACCCCGCACGGCAGCAUGGCUCCAGCCCGGAGGGACUGCAGCGGCUGGGAGGUGUUCCUCCCAGCGGGAUGCCUGCUCCUAUCCGUUUUGCUAUUUCACCCCGGUGUGGCAAAGGUGUGCAACGACCGCACCAAACACGGACAGGACAACAGCUGGUUCACCAGGGACGGAGAAAACUUGCCUAUAAUGGUGCUGAUGCCAAUGAACGAGUCGGCCCUGAUGAGCAGCAUCAGCCAGGGGAUCGAACCAGCGGUUCAGCUGGCCAUCCAGCACAUACGGGAGUCCAGGAAGUACCCGUUUUCACUCAUCACCAAAAUCUAUGACACUGAGUGUGACAAUGCCAAAGGGCUGAGGGCCUUCUUUGAUGCCAUAUGCUAUGGUCCCAAACACCUGAUGAUCUUCGGAGGUGUUUGCCCUUCUGUGACUUCCAUCAUUGCAGAGUCCUUGGAGGGCUGGAAUCUGGUUCAGCUGUCAUUUGCAGCAACAACCCCGGUUCUGGCAGACAAGAAAAAGUACCCCAACUUCUUCCGUACCGUCCCAUCCGACAAUGCUGUGAACCCAGCAGUGGUCAAGUUUCUCAACUACUAUAACUGGAGCCGUGUGGGGACCCUCACACAGGACGUUCAAAGGUUCUCAGAGGUGAGGAAUGAUCUGACCAAUGAGCUGGAGAAGGCAGACAUUCAGAUUGCAGAUACAGAAAGUUUCUCCAAUGAUCCCUGUGUCAAUGUCAAAAAACUAAAGGACAACGACGUGAGAAUCAUCAUUGGGCAGUUUGAUGAGCAUUUGGCCUCUAAAGUCUUCUGUUGUGCAUACAACUUGAACAUGUAUGGCAGCAAAUACCAGUGGAUCAUCCCAGGGUGGUACCGGCGACACUGGUGGGAGCAGGCAAACGGCACUAACUGCACUUCCAAGAAACUCCUAACAGCCAUGGAGGGAUACAUCAGUGUGGACUUUGAGCCACUCAGUUCUCGGCCAGUGAAGGGCAUCUCUGGCAGGACCCCAAAGGAAUAUGAGAAGGAGUAUUACAGAGAGCUUCAGCAAAAAGGAGUGGAGGCAAGCAAGUUUCACGGCUUUGCCUAUGAUGGGAUCUGGGUAAUCGCAAAGACCUUGACCCGAGUGAUGGAACUGCUCCGGAUAAAACAAAGACAAAAUAUGUAUCACAACUUCACUGUGGAUGAUCGGGAAGUGGGGAAAAUGGUGCUAGAUGUCAUGAAUGAAACUAACUUCUAUGGAGUUACAGGUCAAGUCAUGUUUCGUAAUGGAGAAAGGAUGGGCACAAUAAAAUUCAACCAGUUUCAAGAUGGUCAGGAAGUAAAAGUGGGAGAGUACAAUGCCAUCGCUGAUAUCCUGGACCUCCAGAACAACUCCAUCAGGUUCCAAGGUGUGGAGCCUCCCAAAGAUCGCACAUUUGUUCGUCUACAACGGCGCCACAUUAAUGUGCCACUGUACAGCAUCCUGUCUACCAUAACCAUCCUGGGCAUGCUCAUGGCCGGAGCUUUCCUGUUUUUCAACAUCAAGAACCGAAAUCACAGACUAAUCAAGAUGUCCAGUCCGUACAUGAACAACCUGAUCAUCUUAGGAGGCAUGCUGUCCUAUGCUUCAAUUUUCCUAUUUGGUCUGGAUGGAGGUUUUGUUUCUGACAAAGAGUUUGAGACGCUGUGCACCGUUCGGACAUGGAUCCUUAUUGUUGGAUACACAACAGCUUUUGGUGCCAUGUUUGCCAAGACGUGGAGAGUACAUGCCAUCUUCAAAAAUGUGAAGAUGAAGAAAAAGAUCAUAAAGGACCAGAAACUGUUGAUUAUUGUCGGUGGGAUGCUGCUUAUCGACUUAUGCAUUCUUAUUUGCUGGCAGAUCGUGGACCCUCUCAGGAGAACCGUGGAGGAAUACAGCUUAGAGGCGGACCCACAAGGCCGGGACAUUGCCAUCCGUCCCUUCUUGGAGCACUGUGAGAACACCCACAUGACCAUUUGGCUUGGCAUCGUUUAUGCCUACAAGGGACUGCUAAUGCUGUUUGGCUGCUUUCUGGCAUGGGAGACCAGGAACGUGAGCAUCCCUGCCCUCAACGACAGCAAGUACAUCGGAAUGAGCGUGUACAACGUUGGCAUCAUGUGCAUCAUCGGUGCUGCUGUGUCUUUUCUGACCAGGGAUCAGCCCAAUGUCCAGUUUUGCAUUGUUGCCCUCGUCAUCAUCUUUUGUAGCACCAUCACCCUCUGUCUGGUCUUCGUUCCUAAGUUGAUCACCAUGAGAACAAACCCAGAUGCAGCCACACAGAACCGGCGGUUAAAGUUCACCCAGAAUCAGAAAAAGGAAGACUCCAAGACCUCCACAUCGGUCACCAGCGUGAACCAGACCAACACUUCUCGACUGGAUGGUCUCCAAACUGAUAACCACCGCCUUCGCAUGAGGAUAACUGAGUUGGACAAGGAGCUGGAGGAAGUGACCAUGCAGCUGCAGGACACCCCAGAGAAAACUCCCUACAUUAAACAAAACCAUUACCCAGAUGCCAAUAACAUCCUCAGCAUACGCAACUUUACAGAUGGCAAAGAUGGAGAGAAGUCGAUACUGAAAAACCACCUGGAGCAGAAACCGCAGGCGCAGUGGGGCUCCAUGGAUCCUUCCAGAAUAAGCAGAGGUCCCUUGGAGGAUAUCAACUCACCUGAACAUAUACAGCGUCGACUGUCUUUGCAGCUGCCUAUCCUGCACCAUGCAUACUUACCUUCCAUAGGAGGGGUUGACGCCAGUUGCACCAGCCCUAAUGGAAGCCCAGGCUCCAGUCCGAGGCACAGACACAUGCCCCCUUCCUACAGGGUAAUGGUCUCUGGCCUGUGAGUCUCAUUCACUCCCCCAACUCGCUCCUUGCUGAGGAGGAUCUUUUUUUCUACAACAAAUAGACUGAUAUCGUCAGCAUAUGUGCGUAUUCCGUCUUGGACUGAAAAGAAGAUGGGGUUGAACAAAGAGAGGGGGGAGGGAUAAAGUUUCACUCGUCAUACCUCUGCACUCGGGUCUCUUGAGGUCUGAUACUGUCAGUCAAAACUGGGUGGGAGAGAAUUGUUGAUGCUUACCUACUUCUGUGAUUAACAUCCCCUCGGCCAUCGUCCUCCCUGCUGAGGCCUGCUUACACAUAUGCACAGUCAGACACAGAUAUUUCCAACAGAUACACACCUAUGUUCAAGCACAGUGACACCCUAACAGCAGCGGUGGACCAGCCCUAAUCUGACGUGUAGCCUUAUCUGCUUCAAAAGGGAUUGUUUCUGUUUCCUAUCUGUUUUAUGUACUGUAUGUGCUUGCAGCUACAUGUGAGCCAUCUAACUUAAACAUUUCGCUGCUUCGGUGAUUGGAUUUGAGUUUGGGAGCAACGAGAGGAAUUUUCAAGAUCCAGCUAAAGAAAGCAUCCCCAUCCACUUCUCAACUUUGUGCAGAAAUGUAAAUAUCAUCGCUUUUGACACUGAUGUACUGUAAGCUUUGUAUAUGCUGUGAAUGGACAAAUUAAUAGGACUUAAGUGUGGCGCUUGUAACAAAGGCAGGUGAAAGCUUAUAAAAUAUAACAUCUUACAAAUCAGAUGUAUGAAGGAGGCAUACAUUUGUAAGCGUAGCUGUUAAUAUAUUAGCUUACAAACAGCAUAGAUGAAUCAAAAUUUGUCCAGAUCCCAAGCCUCUAACUUGGAGUGAGAUGCACGUUGCUCUUUUUUGUUCCACUUUGCUAUUUUUUCUAGACUCGUUUAUGUCAGAGACCUCCUGUCUGGCUCUGUAAAGGCCUUCAUACUUUACAAUUAAAACAGUCAUCUUCAGAUAGCAUGUUUUCUAGAAAUAAUAAUGCUAUGCCUUUUUCACAGGUCUCAAAGAAAAUAGAGCAAAAAGAGACCAGAAGAGUGUUUCACAGCUUUCUUUUAUGUUAACAUGCCAAGAAACCCAAAUACACAGAUGUACACGUGAAACCCAAGAGAACACCCAGUAAAUUCAGGUGCUGCUGGCGCUAGUUAUGGGUGAGGGCACAGUGAAGCUUGCAGACCAGUCUUCAUAGACUGUGAAGAUGUCUAUCUGAAUUUGUUCUCACGUCUUACCAGCACUGUUUAGAGCAACGGGGUGCAACAAUGGCACAAAGUUACAAGACUUGAGAUGAAACUUUGUCAGGAAAGAUGAAACGAAAAUUAGUGAUGAUGGAAAAAAUGUAGGUCUACCAGUUCCACAGCUUGAUUGGACUAGAUGGUUAACCUGAAUUUCCAUGCACAGCAGCACAGACAGUUGACAUGUUGAAGUCUCACAUAAUAAGCCCCAAACUGUCUGCAGCUUGGUUUCAAAGACGACAAAGCCACCACUGCUGGUCACAGUGAUUUAGCAAAGACACAGGGCUUUCUCUCAUAGAUAAUACUGAGUAUGACUAAAGACCAAUCCACACUUAGCAACAGUGAACAUACCUCAGUUGCUAAAGAAAUGUAAUUCAGUGCUGCUGAGCUUUACCCAAGACAGUCAUCAAGAGCAUUGCUAUUAUAUGUUAAAUAUUUCCUAAUGCAGGAGAAAAAGCAAAUGGGGGACUCUGCAGGAAAAGGACUUUUUUACUCAGAGCGAAAAGGUUCGUUCUCAGCAUAUUGUUUCACCAUUGGUGUCUUGGUUUUUAUUUUUUUAAGGCGUUCUUGAGCGCCGUGCCUGUUGUCUUAUAUUGUAGCCUGCAAGACCCACACUACAUACAAAGGGUCGAAACUGCGCUUACCCAGCAAAGUACAUUGGCCACACAUCUGUAAAAUCGAACAAUGUGUCAUACACCAAUCAAGUCCAUGUGUCCGUGAACAGGGACAGCUUUGGGAGUACAUGGCGAAAGCUCCACUUCAGCCGGAGGAUAUUUCUCCAUAAACACAUACAGACACUCCUCAGAGAAGUCGGAGGAUUCAGAGCUGAAGCGGGGAGAUAAGGGCCUGCUGUCAGACAUAUUGGGGUUUGAGCUCCUCCCAUUUCCAGGCCUCUGCCAUGAUGCACAGGAGCAGGGGAAAAAACCCAAGCACAGACCUCAAAAAGAAGUCAUGACUUCUCCUGCACCUUUGCCAACCAGAAAAUCAGUCACAGAACAUGUGAGUGGGAGACAUUACCAGAGGGUUGGAUCUUCCUUUAGGAGAAGCAAAAAACCAACCGCACAUUUUAUAUAUUACAUUAUACGUGAUUGUGUACAACUUUGCUGAUACCCUGAUGAUGGUGUCCAUUUAUGGAGUAUUUGGUAUUUGGCUUUCUCAAGAUGGCAUGAAAUAAAAUGUAUAAUUCACAGAGUUAACUCUGUUUUUUGCAACUGUUGUGACAAAGCUACUCUGUUGUUCCAUCAUAUCACUUGUAAUUUGGUUUUAUUUUGAAAGUGUCCACACACCUGUUCAAAUGUCAGGUCUUUAUGAUGUAAAACUCACACCAUGAGACACUUUUCCCACCUUUAAUGUGACAUAUAACAUGUACCAUUCAACCCAAAAAACCCAUCUGUUAGGGGGGAACGGGUGCAAUAACCCAUUUAGAUUUAAUUUCAGCAUGCAGCCUUAUGAAGGAGUUCAUGAAAAUGCCUCAUCUUGAUUUAACCAUAUUUACCCACUCUACCUUGUAGGUAAAGGUUUCCCAAAUCUACCUUUUUUUUAAGUCUUUCUUUUGCUGACUUAAAUGUGUGCUUGGAUUCACUGUGAUGCUGUAAAAUAAAAUCCCUCUUCAUUGUCGGCUUUCCAGCAGACAUCUGAAAGUGUCUGGUCAGAAUGGACUUGCAUUUGACAAAUAACCCUGCUUAGUUUGGAGACAAGUAACCCUGAAGCAUGAUGCAGUCACCACCGUGUUUCACUGUGGGUAUGGUGUUCGUUUGGCGCCCAACUACCGUUAAGUCCCAGUUCAGGUUUAUUUGAUCGUAACACAUUCUCCCACCAGGUUUUAGGAGAUUUUACCCACACCUGGAUCUUAUUGUUAGGAGAAAAGACUUCUGACUUGUAACCGUAGUCCAGACAUUUGGGGAAUACAAGAGAUUGAUGUCACAUGUAGAAUACAACCAAAAACUUGUCCAGCUCCUCCACUGCUGUCCCUUUAGAACCGGCUGUUAUAUCUUUUACCCUUUGCCCAGAAACAUCCUUGUAUACACUUAUAUUGUACAAAGGAAAUGUGGCAUUAAAUGUGGGAAACAUUUUUAAAAGAAUAUCAUAAUAUCAUCUUUUAUGUUCCCAGAAUCUGACAUUUUAACAGGGCUCUGCACACUUUUUAAAUCCACCAUAGUUCCUCACAAGAUUUAGUUUAGGUUCCUUUAACCUCUUGAUUCGUUCACACAUGUCAAUGCCAAGAUGCUCAGUGGACCUAAAUAUCAUCUCAUCUAACAUGCUACUGAUUUAGCACCUGUUCGCUGAGGGCAAUAAAAUGAAGGUAGCAGCUAUCGAACAAACUUAUUAAACCACUUGUGUGAUUAAAACAAAUAGCCAAUCAUUUAACCGGUCACUCCAAAAUUAUCAAAUGCAGAUCAUCAGGUGUUUUUGUGCCCUAUUUGUAUUCUGACAUGAUUCAUUUCAGUUGUUCUCAUAAAUGAAUAAAUUUUAAAAAUGCAAUUGUGGUGGGUCAAGGGCUCAUAAUAACCUGUAAUAAAUAGCAUCAUGCUGAUGGUUUGUAUUUGCCACAGGUCUUUUUACCUUUUCAGUUUGGAAAUCAAAGUGAUGUUUAUGCGGAUAUCUCUGUAUGUUUCAUCACCAGGUUCUCUGGAGAACAACACAAACCCAGAUGUUACACUAACAAUAUAUUAAGUGGAGACAGACAAAGGUCCAUGCUGUUACUGUUUUGUCAGUUUGAUAUGUGGUAUGACAUGGCAUUACGUUCAGAUAAAACUUUAAAACGGUGAACAAAAACCUAUGUUAAAUGCAACAUGUUCAAGAGGGGCAAUAACUUGUUUUCUUAUUACAGAAAGAAUAGAGAACUAUAUAUAUAAAUAUAUAUGUAUAUGUAAAGAUCUUUAUGUGCAUUCUCAUUUUUACAUAGUAAAACAUUUCACAAAUCUGAAGUCUUCUUAUUAUUUACAGUAUCUGUAACUAUGUUAUGUACAGAUGAGGUCUAGAUAUGAAAAACUUGUAUAAAAUGAGUAUCACACUUGGAACACCUUACCAUUUUUUGAGCCAUCGGUUGUUAUUGGGGGGGUUGGGGAUAUCUGAAAAACAUUCUUCUUUUGUUGUCUGAAUGUUAUGGACAGCCUUUACUUUUCACAUCAUCGUUAAAUAAAGUGUGACUGAAAAUAA
Molecule: messenger RNA, 7837 nt
Organism: Girardinichthys multiradiatus
Lineage: Eukaryota; Metazoa; Chordata; Actinopteri; Cyprinodontiformes; Goodeidae
Gene: gabbr2
Product: gamma-aminobutyric acid (GABA) B receptor, 2
Exons: 19
Coding region: 630-3443 (937 amino acids)
Biological process (GO): gamma-aminobutyric acid signaling pathway; G protein-coupled receptor signaling pathway
Cellular component (GO): membrane; G protein-coupled receptor heterodimeric complex
Molecular function (GO): G protein-coupled GABA receptor activity
Source: RefSeq, a predicted model, not a curated record